Molecule: messenger RNA, 1650 nt
Organism: Ixodes scapularis (black-legged tick)
Lineage: Eukaryota; Metazoa; Arthropoda; Arachnida; Ixodida; Ixodidae
Product: proton-associated sugar transporter A-like
Exons: 3
Coding region: 1-1575 (524 amino acids)
Cellular component (GO): membrane
Molecular function (GO): sucrose:proton symporter activity
Source: RefSeq, a predicted model, not a curated record
AUGAAAGUCGUCGAAGACCCAAGUAAGCUGGACGAUAUUUCAUCGAGGUACUCGCACAUCUUCCGAAGGAAGGCCACCUGGGAGCUAGUCCUCCUUAGUGGCGCCGUGUGCGGGAUCGAGCUCUGUAUCGCUGCCGAAACAGCAUUCAUCGGCCCCAUCCUCCUGGAGCUCGGCCUGCCCAUCUCCGCUUUCGCCCUGACCAUGUGCCUGGGCUCCUCACUGGGGUUCUUCGUCACCCCGCUCCUGGGCUCUCUCAGCGACACCUGCAAAUGGCGCAUCGGGCGCCGACGUCCCUUCAUCAUCCUGCUCUCCGCCGGAAUGUUCGCCGGACUGCUGUUCGUUUCGAACGGGAAGGAAAUCGGCAUCGCCCUCGGCGACUCGUACAUACCCCGCAACUUGAGCCUGACCAACGAAGAAGGUAGUGUCCAGCCGGCGAACUGGGGCAUCGCCUCCAUCGUGGUCGGGUUCGUGCUUCUGGACAUCUGCUGUGACGCCUGCCACUCUCCGUCCAGGAGCUACGUCCUUGACGUCACCAUUGCGACAGAUCACGUGAGGGCCCUGACCACGCUCACGGUGCUUUCUGGUCUUGGCGGCUGCUUGGGCUACGUCCUGGGUGGUAUCAACUGGGAAAAAACCGCUUUGGGAGCGAGCAUGGGAGGCCACGUCAGAACCGUGUUCGCCAUUGUCGGUGUGAUGUUCAUCAUCUGCGUCUUUGGUACGUUGACCAGUUUCAGGGAGAUGCCGUUGCACAUUGCGAAGCAAGCGGAAUCUGCGAGCUUUUUCGGGGGUCAGGGCGGCCACUAUACAGGAUUCCAGGACGAUGAUUUUGAUGGCGAGAGCGUAGAACUGACGAAGUUGAGGCCGAGUGCCAAGCUCGAACAAUCGGAUGGCUCGGGCCCGACACUGAAAAGCUACCUCAGGUCUAUCAUUUUUAUGCCCAAGUCGCUGCGGAUCUUGUGCAUAACCAACCUUUUUUCUUGGAUGUCGCUCGGGAGCUUCUCCUUGUUCCUCACCGAGUUUGUCGGUGCCGUCGUGUACGAGGGCGACCCCGUGGCACCCAAGGAGUCCGUGUCUUUCGAACUGUACCAGGAAGGCGUGCGGCUCGGAUGCUUCGGCCUCGCCUUGUACUCCGUGUCCUGCGCCUCCUACUCGCCCUUCAUUGAGGGACUUGUGCUCAGGUUCGGUGCCAAGCGGGUGUACGUGUGUGGCCAGCUGGCGUACACCGUCGGGGUGGCGCUCAUGGCCCUGAGUCGUACCAGGGCUGCCGUGCUGCUGUUGUCGCCCACCGCGGGUCUCAUGUACGCCACCCAGUACACCAUGCCCUUCAUCCUGGUGGCGCACUACCACGGCUCGCACAUGUUGGAACAGUCGGCGGACUGGUCUCAUCGUGGCCUGGGCACGGACGUGGCCAUCGUGAGCAGCAUGAUGUUUCCGGCACAGCUGCUGCUCUCCCUGUGCGCGGGGCCGCUGGUGGGCCUGGCAGGAGGCUCGGUCACGGCCAUCAUGUGCGGUGCGGCCGUGCUCAGCGCCUGCGGAGCUCUUUCGGCCACCUGGGUCACCUACCAUAACCUCUGAAGGAACUGACUCCGUGGUGCGAUCAUUGCGCCAGGCUUCACCAGUGGCAGGGACGCUAACCCGCUUCAAAAUGCU